Messenger RNA from Pseudozyma hubeiensis SY62, 2964 nucleotides. RefSeq lists its product as hypothetical. The record is from RefSeq and is a predicted model, not a curated record. Bases 1 to 2964 code for a protein of 987 amino acids. The transcript has a single exon. Gene Ontology annotation, molecular function: oligopeptide transmembrane transporter activity. NCBI's taxonomy places the organism in Eukaryota, Fungi, Basidiomycota, Ustilaginomycetes, Ustilaginales, Ustilaginaceae. Gene Ontology annotation, biological process: transmembrane transport.
AUGUCUAGACCAAAGACCGCUGGGGUUCGCCCCUCAACCUCGGCUGGUCAGCUUGGUCAGAGCUUUCGCCCGAACACGUCCAGCGGUACACCUGCUGAUCUUGGGAGGGGAGACCAAGGCGAUUCUUCGAAAGAGUAUCUCAGCACAGACGAGUCUGAGACGAGCUGCCAGCUCCAUCGAGCCGAAGUCGACGACGAUGAAGAUGACGUCUUUGCUUUCGCUCCUCCUGGUUUGACCUCGCAGGCCAUGGAGGUAGUCCCAACUCCUUCAGUUGCUCUGACGGGAUCAGAGGCAACUUCGGCCGUGGAUCCGCUUGGAUCGGCGGUGGGAGGUGACAAAAUGGUUCGAGAAAGUGUCUAUUACUAUGAUCUAGCGAGCGGCGCCGUCUACGAUUCUCAAGGUCGUCUUGUGCAAUUUCAGGAGUCUGGCUCUCCGCCGCCACCCGUGUCAAUCAACAACAUUCAAGGCGUCAGAAGCGACGAGCAGAAGCCCGACCCAGCUGUCCAGCGUAGCACCUCGAUUAAGUGGCAUCCAUCCACGCGAGCCGACGACGGAACGCUGUCUCCCCGAUGCGAGUCGUCUGGCAAGGAGAGCCAAGGAGCACACUCUGCCACCUCUUCAUACCACGACGCUACAUCGCUCAACAAUCAGUCCGUUGCUUUCUCUCCUUGGUCAGAUAGCAUCGACCUGCUCGGCACCUUGCCUCGCCCAUCCUUCUCUAGAGUAGUGGAGCUGGAGCUCGAGGAAGAAGACGACUCACCGUAUCCAGAGGUGCGAGCAUCCGUGUCGAAUGUUGAUGAUCCAUCGAUGCCAUCCAUCACGUUUCGGUCCGUGGUCCUAGGGGUGGUGCUUUCGGCUUUCGCUUCGAUGGUUAACACCGUCCUGUCGCAACGCAACCCACCACUUCAAAUUGUUGCGAUCAUCAUUCAGAUCUUGGCUCAUCCGUUAGGCACGAUGAUGGCCAACGUCCUGCCCAUCCGGUCGUUCACCUUCCGUAUACCGAGAUGGCGAAAGCGGAAUCGAGAGACUCCUUCCAAUGGCAAACCGUACACUUGGUCGUUGAAUCCAGGACCGUGGAAUAUCAAAGAGCACACUGUGGUACUGGUGGCUGCUACUACGGGUCUCAACAUAUCCUACUCUCUGUCGAUCCUGCUGGCUCAGGAUCUGUCGAGAUUCUGGGAUGACAGAAGGUCCUUUCUGUACGGAUUCCUCUCCGUCUGCGCUCCGCAACUCGUCGGACUGGCGCUCGCCGGCUUCGUUCGGGAAAUUCUGGUCGAGCCAUCUUCGAUGAUCUGGCCACAGGAUCUCGCCGUAGCCACGGUACUGAACACGCUGCACGCAGAAGAGGAUUCCGUCGCCACGUCUGGGAUCAAGCAAAUUUCGAGGAUUCGCUUCUUCAACUUGGCUUCUCUGCUCGCCUUCGUGGUCUACUCUUUCCCCGGGUAUCUCUUCACCGCACUGUCGAUCUUCAACUGGGUCUGUUGGAUCUGGCCGAACAACGUACCCGUCAAUGUCGUGUUUGGUACUACGAGGGGACUCGGCGCUAGCUUUUUGACCUUUGACUGGACGCAAAUUGUCCUUCUCGGCUCUCCUUUGAUCAUGCCGUGGUGGGCACAGGCGAACAUGUUUGGUGGAUUCGUGCUAGGCCUUUGGAUCGCAGCUCCCAUUCUGUACUUCACCAAUGCGCUACACACAGCGUACCUUCCGAUCAUUUCGGCUGGAAGCUUCGAUCGUUUCGGGCGCACUUACAACGUCAGCAUCGUCUCGCCCGAUCACACGACGCUGCGUGAGGAUGCGUACGCAGCUUACUCGCAGGUGUACAUCUCGGCCGGUCUCGUCGUGGCCUACUUUGGCGGAUUCGCGCUGAUCACCGCAGCGGUGGUGCACACGGCACUGUACCACGGCCGUUUUGUGUGGAGCAGAUUGCGAGCGGGACGGUCGCUGCCGGACGAUGUUCACGCUCGUCUGAUGCGGAGGUAUUCCAACGUGCCGUUCUGGUGGUAUGCAGUCGUCCUGACGACAGGUCUCGGAAUGUCGGUCUUUCUUACCGCUGGUUACGGUUUACAGCUUCCCAUCUGGGCUUUAGGUCUGGCCUUCCUCCUCUCGGCUGCAUAUCUGGUGCCAUUCGGCUUCAUCUUUGCUAUGAGCGGUCUGCCUGCAGCUGUCAAUCUCGUCUCCGAACUUCUGGCGUCCUGGUUGAUACCUGGAAAGCCACUUCCGGUCAUGAUGUUCAAGACGAUCAGCCAGCAGACGACGACCUUCGGUCUGCUCUUCGCUCAGGACCAAAAGCUAGCGCAUUACAUGAAGGUCGCUCCCCGCAACAUCUUUUUCGUUCAGGUCCUGUCCAUCCUCGUCAACAGCGUGAUGCAAAUCGUGGCCAAGGAUUUCCUGCGAGAUCGCAUUCAAGGUGUAUGCGAUCCGAAUCAACCGCAACGUUUCACGUGUCCUACGGUCAACAUAUUCUACACUGCAUCGAUCAUUUGGGGCGCUAUCGGAGUGGAGAGAAGUUUCGGUCCGAGAUCGCCGUACCACCCGCUGUUCUACGGUCUCGUUGUCGGUGCAACCGUACCGCUGAUGACGUGGUUUGCGUCGAGGAAACUCAACUGGGCGCCGUUGAAAGCUAUCUCGACUCCAAUCAUCUUUGUCAGUAUGAGUCUGUCGCCUCCUGCCACCGGCAUCAACUUCACCUCGGCGAUCGUGGUGGGCUUCUUCUUCCAGUACUGGAUGCGAAAGCAUCGUGUCCACUGGUGGUCUAGGUACAACUUUGUGCUGGCAGGAGCGUUGGACUUCGGCACCGUGUUGUCAACGAUUGUGAUCUACUUUUUGUUGGAGAUACCCAAGGAUGGAAGCCUGCAGUUGAAGUGGUGGGGGAACCAGGUGCAAACGGGGACGGCUGAUGCUCAUGGUACGCGGUUGCUGGCUGCGCCCAAGCUUGGUUUUGCGCCUCCGCCUGGAGCGUCCUAA